Clarias gariepinus (North African catfish) is the source of this 1713-nucleotide messenger RNA. RefSeq names its product serine/threonine-protein kinase 32B-like. The coding region runs from base 196 to 1467 and encodes 423 amino acids. The transcript is spliced from 12 exons. Gene Ontology annotation, biological process: regulation of signal transduction; protein phosphorylation; G protein-coupled receptor signaling pathway. The record is from RefSeq and is a predicted model, not a curated record. Gene Ontology annotation, molecular function: G protein-coupled receptor kinase activity; ATP binding; G protein-coupled receptor binding. Lineage: Eukaryota; Metazoa; Chordata; Actinopteri; Siluriformes; Clariidae.
UGUAACUGUCCAGUGCAAGCAGCAGUGCAGUUCUCUCAGUAAUGGAUCUAUAAUGGACGUAUGGUGACUCUAUGAUGAAAGCAUGCUGGCUGUAUGAUGGCUGUGUGAUAAAUAUGACGUAGUUAUGAAGUAAUUGUUGUCCUGCACUGUGGGAUGUUGGUUCCCACCGCAAGGGAAAUCCUGUGCGUGGGCUGAAUGCACCAGAAUAUGGGCGUGAAUCAGACACGAGAGUUGCCGGUGUUUGAUCAAGAUGAAGACGUUAACUUUGACCACUUCCAGAUUCUCAGAGCCAUUGGAAAAGGGAGUUUUGGUAAGGUGUGUAUUGUCCAGAAACGUGACACACGGAAGUUGUACGCGAUGAAGUACAUGAAUAAACACGCGUGUGUUGAGCGUGACGAGGUGAGGCACGUAUGCCGGGAGCUACAGAUCCUGCAGGAGAUACAGCACCCGUUUCUUGUCAACCUGUGGUAUUCAUUUCAGGAUGAAGAGGACAUGUUUAUGGUUGUUGAUCUGUUACUGGGUGGAGAUCUACGCUACCACCUGCAGCAGAAUGUGCAGUUUAAAGAGGAGACAGUAAAACUCUACAUCUGUGAGCUAGCACUAGCACUCGACUACCUACAGUCCUGCCAUAUUAUUCAUCGAGACAUAAAACCAGAUAACAUUCUGCUGGAUGAGCACGGACAUGUCCACAUCACAGACUUUAACGUAGCCACAUUACUAAAGGACUCUGCAACGGCUACAUCUAUGGCAGGAACCAAACCAUACAUGGCCCCUGAGAUGUUUCAGUCAUUUGUAGAUGGUGGUCCUGGUUAUUCUUACGCUGUGGAUUGGUGGGCUUUGGGUAUCACGGCAUAUGAGCUCUUACGAGGAUGGAGGCCAUAUGAUAUCCAUUCCAGUACGGCUGUUGAGGACAUCGUCAGCAUGUUCCGCUGUGAACAUGUACGAUACUCGAGCUCCUGGUCUAACGCCAUGGUGUCUCUCCUGCGCCUGCUGCUUAAGAAAGACCCAGAGGUUAGGCUGUCAUGUGUGUCAGACAUUCAGCGCCUCCCGUACCUGGCAGAUAUCAACUGGGAUGCCGUGCUGGAGAAAGGAGUUUCCCCUGGGUUUACCCCCAACAGGGGACGACUGAACUGUGACCCUGUGUUUGAGUUAGAAGAAAUGAUUCUGGAGUCAAAGCCGCUGCACAAAAAGAAGAAACGACUGGCUAAGAGCAAAUGCACCAACAAAUCAUCCAACACGCUGCCACCUCACAUGCAGCAGCGUCUAGAAACAGUCAGAAAGGAGUUCAUCAUCUUCAACAGAGACAAGUUACAAAAGCAGCCUGACGGUGCAAAGAAAGGAUCUUCACUAAAAAGACCAGAUAGACUACAGGAAGGACACAGCCACUAUGAUAACACGCACACUGUCAAAGCUAAAACAAAAGCACACUCAGGCUUGGUAAAAAAAUCCAGUCCAGAUUCACACUGAACAACACCACAACCUUCUUCUAUAGCACCAUCCUUAAAAACAGUAAAAGCCGUACACAGCACAAAAUCAGACCCUUUGCCUUACUACAGUGACUGUGUAUGCGUUAUUGUUCUUAAAAAAAAAAAAUUUCGGCAGCUUUUAGCCGAAUAGCAUUAGCAACGGUUAGCAUCUAUUACUGUAGCAUUAUCACCAUUCUGUCUGAUUAUGCAUUUCAUGUCUGGGUUCCUGUGUAAACUAUGUGUUUAU